AAACUAUUUUCUUGAAAUACAACAUUAUGAACACAGAUAAUGAUCCAUUUGAUACUACGCAAAAGUUAAAAUCUAGUCCUGUACCUGUUUUAUUUAUUCCUCUUAAAGACAAUGAGGACAAAUGUAAUCAUUGUGGAACUGAAUACUCCAAAUCACUUAAGUAUAACCAAAAAUAUUGCAAAAAUUGUUUAUUUCGUUAUAUUCAAAAUAUAACAGUCAAUAAUAAAUACUUGAAUGUACAUUUAAGCACAAAUAAUUCUCAGUGUAUUAAACAUAAAACAACUAGAAAAGAUUUUUAUACAACAAGCAUUCAAGAAUGGUGUGAAUAUUGCUCUGAGAUUUUAUAUUUUACACAAGUAGUAACAAGAAAUAUAUAUUGUUGGCACAUUUUUAAUGUUGAACACUGCGAACUUUGUAAUUACAGGCGGUUAUCAAUUUAUCAGGUUUCUUCUGGAUGGGUAGAAUCAACUUUGAAUAAAAAGUCUAUUCUGAUUUUAUAUUUACCAUGGUGGGAUAGUUAUAGCCAGUGUAUAGUUUGUUAUGAAGAACUAAAAUAUAUAUAUCAAGAGUCAAAAUCUUAUUGUCAAAAAUGGUGUUCACAUUGUUUUAUAGUUUAUAAUGGAUGUAGGUAUUGUUUAACAACAAAUAUGAUUUUUGGAAUUACGGAUCAAUCUCAAUGUAAGAAAUGCAAAAGAACUUCAUUCAUUAGAAUUGACAUUACAGAUAGAAAUUACAUUAUAGAAGAAUUUCUUGCUUCUAUAAGAAUUGACAAUAAGAAUCUCCAUCUUAUUGGUAAUUAUAAGAACAGAAACACGAUUGGUUAUCCAUCUGGUCUUUAUUCGUUUAUUAAUAAAAAUCUUCGUUUAAGUCUACAUAAAAAAACAAUAAAAGAAAUAGAAGAAGUAAAAUGGAUUCCAUAUUCUCAAAUUACGGAUUUAAAGAAAAUAGCGGAGGGAGGAUUCAGCAUUAUUUAUAAAGCGACUUGGGAAGGAAUUGAUGUUGCUGUAAAAAAAUUACAUGAUUCACAAAAUAUCAGUAAAUACUUUUUAAAUGAGUUAAGAUCACUUUAUCAAUGUAAUGAUGGCAAUGAAUGGGUUAUUGGCUGUUAUGGCUUUACACAAGAUCCUAUAACAAAAGAAUAUAUGUUAAUAUUGAAUUAUGCAGAAGGUGGAAAUUUGCAUGAUUAUUUGCAAAAGAACUUUAUAAAUAUUACAUGGAACAAUAAAUUGUUUAUUUUACGAGGAAUAUUAAUCGGACUCGAAAGUAUUCAUAGUAAGAAUUUUAUACAUCGAGAUAUUCAUAGUGGAAAUAUGUUAUUAUCUGAAUAUUGGAAAGUUGGAGACUUAGGAUUAUCACAACCUGCAAAUAAUACAUUAUCAAAUAAUGAAAUAUAUGGAGUAAUACCUUAUAUUGCACCAGAAAUAUUUAAAGGUGCUGCAUUUUCAAAAGAAUCUGAUAUAUAUAGUUUCGGUAUGAUUAUGUGGGAAGUUACAACAGGUUGUAAACCUUUUGCAAAUGUUGAACAUGACCAUAAUCUCAUCUUUAAAAUUCUUGAUGGAGAACGACCUAAAAUUACGAAAGAUACUCCUGAAUGUUAUGACGAUUUAAUGAAAAAAUGUUGGGAUUCUAAUCCUUCAAAAAGACCAACUAUUUAUGAAAUCUCGAAUUCUCUUUUAUAUUGUGAUGCUAUUGUGGAAUUUGAACAAGCUGAAAAAAAAAGAUUGGAAUUAAUACAAUUAAAGAAACUUGGACCAGAAUUUAGUGAAAAGUCUCAUCCAAAAGCAAUUUAUACAAGUAGAGCAUUAAGUAAUUUGAUUUCUAAAGCUUCAACUAUAGGUUCAAUGGUUUCAUUUAAUAUGAAACAAGGUAUAGUAUAA
Rhizophagus irregularis DAOM 181602=DAOM 197198 is the source of this 1877-nucleotide messenger RNA. Lineage: Eukaryota; Fungi; Glomeromycota; Glomeromycetes; Glomerales; Glomeraceae. The record is from RefSeq and is a predicted model, not a curated record.